AAAGACUAGAGAGUCAGUCAUUUCUCUUUCACUGAAAGCUGCUGCUACUGGUAGGGGACACUCCCCCCUUCUUACUUUACCAGUUUUUUCUUAAUUUUUUUUUUGCUCAAUUUUAUUAUAUUAUUCCAGAGAUUUGAUGUUAAUUUUUGUUUAAUUUUUUUAAUUCUCUGAAACUCUCCAACUUUACGUGUCUCUCUCCAUCCCCCGAGAGCCCUUUGAUCCAUGUCCUUCUUCUCCAAAAGCCCUAAAUAAUUUUCUAGGGUUUCAGUAAAAGAGGUGCUUUAUCUUCAAGGUACUCAACAUUCUGCAGAUUCUGCAAAAAGGUUUGGACUUUUUGGAAAUUGGGGUUUUGUUUGUUUUGAAUUUGUGGGUAUUGUUGUCAUUGAGAGUCUGCAUUCUAUAUUAAAGAACUGGCAUUUUUGAAGAUUUUAUGUGCUGAAUUUGAACCUACUCUGGUGAAAGAUUGAAGAUUUUCAAGAUUUCUAGGGUUUGGGUUUCUGAAAUUGCGGGUUUUUGCUUCUGGCAAAAUGUAUGUUUUUGGUGGGUUUGUGAAGGGGUGCUUGUUGGAUUAUAUAUAUAUAUAUAUUGGAUGAGUUGAUUUCUGGGUUUUUGUUUUGAGUAUUUAUAUUUUGAAGUUUUGAACUUUUUGUAUAUGGGUUUUGGUGAUGAGGAUUGUAUUGUAAAAAUGCAAGAUUUCUGAGGGUGUGAGCAUUGGUUCGAAAGGAGGGGAUUGUUGGGGGUGGUUUUGGUGCAUAAUGGGUUGCAUUUUCUGUAAGCCUUCUGCAAUUGAGGAUAGCAAGGAGAGCCCCAGAGAGAGAUUGUCAAACAUGGGGGCAUCAGACUCGCGGACGACAUGGGUUGCUUCAUCCAGGAGGGAGGAAUCUUAUCGAGCGAAAGAUCGAUAUGAUGGCAAUGAUGGGAGAGCAAUGUUGAUUGAUAAGCAAGUGAAUGGGCCUGUUCGAUUGAACGGGGAGAAUUUUGAAAGGAAGAGGGAAAAGAUGGAAUAUGUUGUUGCUCAACAUCCUGGGAUUGGUAUCAUUCCGAAAGCUGCAGAAGGGGAACAGGUUGCAGCAGGGUGGCCCUCCUGGCUAGCUGCAGUGGCUGGAGAGGCCAUCAAAGGAUGGGUGCCGCGACGUGCAGAUUCAUUUGAGAAGCUAGAUAAAAUUGGUCAGGGUACUUACAGUAAUGUUUAUAGGGCCCGUGAUCUUGAUCAAAAGAAAAUUGUUGCUUUGAAGAAAGUGAGGUUUGAUAACCUAGAGCCUGAGAGUGUUCGCUUUAUGGCAAGGGAAAUUCACAUUUUACGAAGGCUUGAUCAUCCAAAUGUGAUAAAACUAGAAGGUCUAGUUACUUCAAGGAUGUCUUGCAGCUUGUACCUUGUUUUUGAGUACAUGGAGCAUGAUUUGGCAGGGCUUGCUUCACACCCUGGUCUGAAGUUUACAGAAGCACAGGUUAAAUGUUACAUGCAGCAACUGUUAUGUGGACUUGAUCAUUGUCAUAGUCGUGGUGUUCUGCAUCGUGACAUUAAAGGUUCCAACCUUUUAAUUGACAACAAUGGCAUGCUGAAAAUCGCUGACUUUGGUCUGGCAAGUUCUUUUGAUCCUUGUCAAAAUCAGCCUCUGACAAGUCGUGUUGUAACUCUAUGGUAUCGUCCACCUGAGCUUUUGCUUGGUGCUACUUACUAUGGGACGGCUGUGGAUUUGUGGAGUACAGGUUGCAUAGUUGCUGAACUGUAUUCUGGAAAGCCUAUUAUGCCUGGAAGAACCGAGGUGGAGCAGUUGCAUAAGAUUUUCAAGCUUUGUGGCUCACCUUCUGAAGAGUAUUGGAGAAAAUCAAAGUUGCCUCAUGCAACCAUAUUCAAGCCUCAACAGCCUUAUAGACGCUGUGUUGCAGAAACUUUUAAGGACUUCCCUGCACCAGCUUUAGCACUUAUGGAGACCCUUCUUUCUAUAGACCCUGCAGAUCGUGGAUCUGCAGCUUCUGCUCUCAAGAGCGAGUUCUUUACAACUAAACCUCUUCCUUGUGAUCCGUCAAGUUUGCCAAAGUAUCCUCCAAGCAAAGAGUUUGAUGCUAAAGUGCGUGAUGAGGAAGCUAGAAGACAAGGAGCAGCAGGGAAGGGCCAAAGGCUUGACCACGAAAGGAGAGGAACAAGAGAGUCUCGAGCCGUACCAGCACCUGAUGCCAAUGCCGAAUUAGUCAUGUCAAUGAAGAAAAGACAAGACAGUUCCAAGAGCCGGAGUGAGAAGUUUAACCCUCAUCCAGAAGAAGUUGCUUCUGGCUUUCCAAUUGAUCCACCUAGGCCAUCACAAGCCGUAGAUGCGAGUGUAGCACAUCAUGGACAUAAUCAUAAUCGAGCUUCUCAUUCAGGGCCAUUGGCUCACCGGGCUGCAUGGGCCAAGUCUACUAAGAACCCAGAUGAUGCUCCAAAGGUUUCAACUGGGGUUGACUUGUCAGCAAUGUCAGGUUUAGUGGCAGCAAGGAGGAGUAUGUUAUCUGAGGAACGCAGAAAAAGGUCUAGUUCUUCGCAAAUGGAAGUUCCAAAAGCAAUAGGCAGGUUUCCAGGCUCCUUCAAGGAGGCAUCAGAUCCCUUACAACACGAUCAAAAGCAGGCCAAUGCAGGUUCUUGUCAAAAAGAAGAUAUUAGAAGCAACAAAGAUCCAAUUAUUGUUGGUUACGGAUCUACGGGUCACAAAAUGCACUACUCAGGUCCCUUGCUAGUACCCUCUGGCAACACGGAUCAGAUGCUGAAGGACCACGAUCUCCAGGUCCAAGAAGCUGUUAGACGAGCACGCCUAGACAAGGCAAAGGUCAGAAAAUUCCACGCUGAGGCGAACCAAAUAUCCACCAAUUCAUUAUUUGUUUCUGGUCGUUGAGCUGGCAUAAGUAGAACUGAAAGCAGUGCAUCACCAGCAGAUAAAACUGCUGGUUUUGUCUUGUGAAAUAUGAGUCAUACAAUGGUGGGGGUGCUUUUCUUUUUCUGUAUAGGAGGGGCACCCGUGGAAGAAUAGCCGGUGCCCAUUUUUAACUAAGUUUAUAGCUUAGAACACACGCUCGCUUACUCUCUCACCUGUAUCGUAAUCAUUGUCACCCCCUUGCUACUGAAAAACAUGGCCCAUUCAUGCAGAGCUUGUUAUAAGCCAUAAGCUGUAGAGUAUGUGGGAAAAUGAAAAUUGUGUUUUGUGAUGUAAAAGCGUAAUUUUCCAUUGUACUGUUAAAACACCUUUCCCUUUAUUUGUUUACAUUUUUGAAGAAAAAAAAGGAGGGGAAAGGAUGACUCUGUUUGCUCUUUUGAGUUCGGAUUUCUCACUUCCACAUGUAAUUAUGAUUACUCCCAUUUCGUACGGCUUGACUGGAGUGCUAUAUGCAUCAAUAACAGUUGCUGCAGAAUUUCCUA
Pyrus x bretschneideri (Chinese white pear) is the source of this 3391-nucleotide messenger RNA. RefSeq names its product probable serine/threonine-protein kinase At1g54610. Gene Ontology annotation, molecular function: ATP binding; cyclin-dependent protein serine/threonine kinase activity; RNA polymerase II CTD heptapeptide repeat kinase activity. Bases 756 to 2870 code for a protein of 704 amino acids. The transcript is spliced from 8 exons. Lineage: Eukaryota; Viridiplantae; Streptophyta; Magnoliopsida; Rosales; Rosaceae. Gene Ontology annotation, cellular component: nucleus; cyclin-dependent protein kinase holoenzyme complex. The record is from RefSeq and is a predicted model, not a curated record. Gene Ontology annotation, biological process: protein phosphorylation; positive regulation of transcription elongation by RNA polymerase II.